AUGGCGGUCAGCGAACGAAUAUCACAGCUCAUGAGCGCCCUCGACACUGGUUCUGGCCCCGAUACCUCUCGUGCCACCUCACCGGGUAGUGACUGGCGGCAGCCGAACGGCGGCGUCAAUGGCGAGGAUGAGAGACGCCGUCCGCGAACAUUUCCCUACUUCGAAUACCUCCCAUACCAGACAGAAGACCAGAGCGAUCGCGAAGAGAGCCUGAACACAUGUCUGAAGCACCUCUACAUCGCCGUCUCAGCUGGAGACUUUGCGCCAGGCGCUGUACACUGGACACGCGAGAUUCGAGGCUGGCUGUCGCUCAAGUUCGAUCUUCCCCGGAGCACGCGCGUGAAGUUGGUGAAGCUCUACUACGAGCUGGCGUUGGCUCCGGGGCUGGAUUACCUUGUGGCGGAGCGAUUUGCGAGCAUGUUCAUGGUGUUGACCAAGCGUAAACAUUACCUGCGACCCGGCAAAGACCUCAUACUCGACUGGCGGCCGUUGUAUAGAGAGCUGAAGAUGUUCGUCCUGCCUUCAGAAUCCGGAGGCUCACACCCGCCCAACGUGAAGCGCAACAUCCGUACCUUGACCAAGAUGUGCACCUUUGCGCAGUCAUACUUUGACCCCAAGGAGAUACCGGCCAUAAUGGAAGAGCUUCUGCCCUUCUUCAGCACGUCCUUCAGCGAGAACGCGUUCGUGGUUGUGGGCCUGCUGAACUUGCUUUUCCCAACCCAUCCCGCGCCCGAGGACAUGAAGCAACUGCUGCCUCAAGAAUACCUCCCGACCUUCUUCCAUCUAUGGUCGCUCGUCAACCGGUCGCGACUCUUCGACGCACACUACAUCGAUACACUGUCGAGAUUAUCUAGGGACAACCUAAGUGCGGCGCAUAUACCCUUCUCACAGUAUGGAGUAUUUACCGGCGAGCAGUCGUCUCAAAUCUUCACGGCCAUCCUGCGGCUGCUCGAAAUUCCAGUUGGACAGGCGACGUCGCCGUAUAGCAGUACGGUCGAUCUUGGUGCAGGCCUGGCUGUGAUGCUUGACCGUGACCCACGGAAGCAUCCAUCGACUCACCACAUCGCCCGCAUCAUUGCCAUGUCGCUAUCUCCCGCUUGCGCAGAGCAACCCGACUCCAUUCUUACUAAGCUUGAAGGGCUGAUUCAGGCUGUGGAGACUUUCUUCCAUCCAUCCAAUUCGGGUAGUUGGACUAGACCUCUGGCACAGUUUGUAUACUACCUGGCCGAUAUCUUUGUGUUGCGGUGGAAUCGAGAGCACAGUGGUGAGAUGGACGUGCCGGAGGAGAGGAAGCUGAACGAUGCAGUCAAGAGGCGCUUCGUACUCUGCUUACGGGAAGUCACAUUCAUGGGCAUCUUCUCCAAGAGCGACAAAGCCGUGCAAUACGCCUUGUCCACUCUACAGAGCUUGGCACACCUUGAGCCCAACUUGAUUCUCCCAGGGGCAUUACAGCGCAUCUACCCCGCAAUGCAAGGGCUCGUUGAGGUGCAUCGCACCAUUUCGUCUAUAAGGGCGUUGCACAUGCUCUCCAAGGUCAUGGCCAAGACAAAGGGCUUCCGGUGCCACGUUACCUCUGUGCUCGGGCUUGCGCUCCCUGGUAUCGAUGCCAACGACCUGGAGAAGACGGUACAUACCUUGCAGUAUGUCCAAGGUGUGUGCUACCUUAUCCCAUUCCAGGACCUCACAAAGGCCAAGAAGGCGUCGAGUGACGAGACCUCUCGAGACGGAGCGACCUCACCUAUGGACGACGCUGGUGGUAACACGGGGCUUGCUUUGGAGUGGAUCACCUCACAAGUCGAACGAUUAGAGAGCGCCAACGGAAACAUUGAGAUCAACUACGACGAGGAGCUUAGUGACGAGGAUGAGGCCAUGAUCCUGCGGUCAUCAACGACUGGGCUCAACGAAUUCCUGAUUACGUUCCUUGGUCGCGUCUUUACGCUUUUGGAGAAUUUGCCAGAUGCAUCUAGGGUCCGAAGCGGUUCCCCUGAAGAGUACGUGGUCAAUCAACUACCUGCUGCUUUUACGCCACUGCUUGCUGCCCUCUCUCCUGAGCUCUACGACAUUGCGCUCGACAAGAUUGCGAACUUCAUCACGAACCAUGUUGUUCACCAAGCCAAAGACGCAAUUGCAUUCAUCUGUAACAGUCUUGUCAAGAUCAACCCUGAGAAAGCUCUGAAGCGUCUGUUGCCCCAUCUCUUGGCAGGUAUCCGAACUGAGAUCGAUGAGAUUGGCGCGGGAUCGACGCGAACAACAGGCGCCGAGGUGCUCCCACGCGACCGUGCGCUUGUCUGGAACCUCUGCAUUCUUAGCAUGUGUGUUGUCCAUGUCGGUGACGCAGUUCUUGAAUGGAAGGACGAGCUCUUUGAAAUUGCAGAAUACAUGCAGCAAAAGUGCCGCGGUACGCCCACCGUACAUGUUUCCAACUUCAUUCAUCACUUGUUACUUAACCUUACAUGCACCUACACCAUCGAUUACUCCAUCUACGAGCAAGACGAACUUGAACAGGGCUUGUCAACAGAGUCGUGGGGUAGGCAGGUUGAUAUUAAGAAGCUGAACAUCAAGUGGCACAAACCGAGCUCCGAGGAGAUUGACUUCGCUGUCAAGCUUUUCGAGACCCACGCCAACAACUCCAUGAAGGCACUCAAAGCCCUUACGCAACCAGACUCACCGAUUAAACGCGAAGGCACCGGCAAAGAUUGGUCUGAUGAAGUCUCUCGUAACCUUGUUCUCUUACGUCUGAUCAUUUCCGGUAUCUCAGUCUUAUUUGAUGUCCGACACGACCAAGUCACUGAUGGCGCUGAGUCGAAUGACGACUCUGAUGCAGAUGCAAUGGACACAGAAGGCAUCGACGACGACGCCGGUCUUGGAGAAGCCGAAGAUGAAGAGGUCAAGCCUACGUUCCAGUACGAAGCUGGCUACCCGCUGCGUCGUGGCGAUGACAACUACAAUCUCAUCCACGACCUUCGCGGACAGGUUGGCCAUAUGCUGCACAACGUGCAUCAAUUCUUGAUCGAGAAGCAGCCUGAUGACGUGCCCUGCUUCAAUUCUUUGUACAAUGCUUACAGGUCGUGGUUCAUCGAUGUUGGCAUCGAGCGGUCUGCUCAUGUGCUUGACAGGAUAUCCAGGUUGUUGGAGAAUGACGAGCGACCUUUCAGGUUCAGCGGACUGCGAAAGCAGUACCCACGGCCUUUACUGGUUCGACGCGCAAACGUCUAUCAUCUGCAGCGACUACGCCACAACGCCAAUCCGCGACCCAAGACAGAUCUCGACAUGAUUUUGCUGCUUGAUCUCGCUGAAUCUAGUAUCUCAGUCUACACAGAGAUCCGACGCACGGCGCAGACAGCCAACGAAUCAGCCGUUAAGUGCGUGCUGGGCGCUAGGCCCCUUGUCAUCCCACCUCUACUAGAUGCCUUCGUCAAGGCUGUGGCCGAAAGCGACUACCCUCGUAUCAAGGGUGCCAUGUUUACACUUCUCUUCGGUAGCCUAGCGAAGACUAUCAGCCGCGACUGGCGCUUCACACCCAAGCUCAUCAAAGCUUUCAUUGAAGUCACCGGUGCCGAUAAGCCUUCAGUGCAAAAGCUUGCGACCAACGCCACGUUCCAGAUUAUGGACAUGGGUAAAGCAAUGGAGCGCAUGGUCAUCCUGCCGAAGGAGGUUGUAGAGGCCAUCGCAUACGCCAUCGACUCUAGCGAGGGCGACAGUGUACAUACCAAGGUCACCAAGCGUCGGGACUACAUCAAGAAGAAGCGCGCUCGCAUCGAGGGCAAGAAGUCUGAGCUAUCCAAGGAGCUUGUACAUAUCGCCAAUACUGAGCACUGGAAGAAGGUCAGUAGGACCGCCGCCAUCAUCGUCAACUUGGGAAUGCGUUACGACAGCAUUGCUUCCGACGAGAUGAUCGACCUCGUCACGAAGGGAUCCAUCGAUCAACAUCCCAGCCUCCGAGGCCUCUAUGCUGGUGCGCUUAUCGGCUUGUACUCGGUCAUUCAGACCCGUGCGAUCACGGGACACGACUACGAGAAGUACUUGCUCAGCGAAGAAGAGCUCCCAGAUAAGAUUUCGGUGCCGACCAGGCCAGAGGACCCAAACUGGACUGAGGAGUAUCUUGCAUCAUUUGCGCAGCCAGAAGCCAAGUACUAUGUCGACUUUGAUUAUCCUGGCUGGCUUGUAUGGAACAAGAGUAUGACCGCAUUCAAGCCCAACGCACCGCAGCUAUCAUACGAUGAGGUCGAGUCUGGCGUCCGUCAGAAGAUUGCGAAGCACCUGACUCGAUCUUGGUUCUCCAACUACUUCGCCUUCAUGAAGCAAGAGCCACGCGAUAACAGCGCUGAUAGGUUCCGUAUGUCAAGCGCGAUGGUUUUGACUCAUUCCUUUGACCUCGUCUUCUGCGGCCUAACAGAGGCGACGUUCGAAGACAUCAAGGACCUCACUCAAUCCGUAUACGCUGACGGCAGCGACAAGCAUCAGCACCGCGCCACCGCUGAGAUUAUGGCCGCACUACUAUCAUGCGCACCAGAUCUCAAGGCAGAUCAGCGUGAAGCGGUGUGGGAGUACGUUUUCCCCAUUGUGCGUGGAAUCUUCCAGGAUGGUCUGACGCCAGAAAACUCUGGGUACUGGACCACAUUCCUUCAUGUUGUGUUGCAAUCGAAGGAUCCACGCCGAGGAUGGCCGUUGGUCGACUGGCUGGCGAGCUUCCGCCUUGAUAUGGAGUCCAACGCCGCCUUCAAAGAGAGCUCCAAGGUACAUUUGCUUACGCAAUGUAUCUGUGACGCGGGUUGGCACUUCCGUCUCGAGAAGCCGAUCUUGGAGGAUUUCAUGAAGCAUCUUGACCAUCCAUACAAGGGUGUGCGAGAGGCCAUGGGCCAGACCAUCGCGAGCAUCUUCAGGACGCGUUACCACGAAUCAUACAAGGAUGUCGACACGCUUAUCAAAGCCCAGAAAGACGCUUCUUCGAUUGGUGUCCGCCCGUAUCAACCUACAGAUGAGUUCUCCAAGACCAUCACUGAAGUCUUCGAUCGCCUCGAGGUUUGGCGCCAGGAGCGUCCUGCAGGCCAGCAGACACCUUCGUCAUACACGUCAGGUGGUAAGACGGUUCUCCUCUGGCUUGACUCUACGCUGUCAUCGUACGAGUGUACGUCGCUUGUUAAAUUCUUCCCCGACGUAUUCAUGGAGCAACUGCUACACAUGAUGGACAUCAAGGAAGACCCCGAACUCCAGUCACUGGCGUAUCACGUCUUCCGCCAUCUACCGAAUAUCCCGCAUCGCCAAGGCGAGGAUGCAGACUUCAUCGCUGCUCUCAUUCGCAUUGGACGCAAUGCAACAAGUUGGCAUCAGCGUCUCAGGAUCUUGAUCAAUAUUCAGGUCAUCUACUUCCGCCGACUCUUCCUCAUGAGCGAGGAGCAGCAGCAGAGCAUGUUCGACUGCGUCUCUGCCAUGCUCUCAGAUACUCAGCUCGAGGUACGCAUGGGUGCUGCCACCACUCUAUCGGGCAUGAUUCGUUGCUCCCCCAUAGCAUUCCGCGACCGCCAAGUCUCCACGCUCAAGGAGAAGUUCACUAAGCAACUCAACAAGAAUCCAUUGCCAAAGAAGCGCAAUCCAGGAACACCAACAACAGAGCAAGGCAAGCUUGUCCUGACGCGCCACGCAGCUGUGCUAGGUCUCGGUGCGCUUAUUCAAGCCUUCCCAUAUCAGAGCCCUCCGCCAGCUUGGUUGCCCGAUGUACUGGCUACCCUGGCUAGGAAGGCUGCAGCCGACCCAGGCAUGGUUGGCAAGAGUGUCAAGACUGUUCUCGCAGACUUCAAGAAGACCCGCCAAGAUACUUGGCACGUUGAUGUCAAGGCUUUUGAACAAGAACAACUGGAGGACCUUGAGGGUACGACUUCACUAGCAACCAAUAUACUGCUGCACGACACGAAUAAAUUACACUCGUUUCCCAGCAAUCCCUAUAUCAACCGCUCUACAAUGCCAUUGACCGUGCUUUCCGAUUCGGACGUGCGUACCCUUUUACUGCAACUCACGAAGCAAGACAUUCUCGAUCUGCAGCAGAAUCUUGCGGAUGCGCUGCACCACUACUCUACCAGUACCGAAGAAGACGAUAACAAUGGGUGUUGUGAAAGCUUUCAGUCUGCAGGGACAAGCUUGAAGAGCAAAGAUGGUGGACUAAUGACUGUCACGCCGGCAAGCAGCAACGAUGGUCUAGGUGUCAGGAUAACAACACGAAUGGAGUCGGGUUCUUCAGAUACGGCCUCUGUUACUUCGUCGAUGGACUCCCUCGCACUCUCCCAUUCGUCAACUCCAGCAAGCAAGAGUUCGGCAACCACCGCAUCCAGAUCAACAUCUCUUUCUGCAUUCCAGACUUCUCCAUCAAAUGCCAGUCUAACUCUCUUUGACCGUUCUGGUAAUCCUCGGGCUUUGUUGAACUCGUCAGAGAUGACAGCUUUCCGCACCGCCCUCGCAAGCACAAUGCUCUUUAAGAAGCGAGCAAACGUGCAUGAUGUGGUAGUGUUUGGAGCAGGAAAGCAAGCCUACUGGCACAUACGGCUCACGCUUCUUCUCCGAGGCGACGACAUCCACCACCUCAAUAUCAUAAACCGAGACUUCGAGCGCGUGCACCAGCUACUGGAGAGACUAUAUAACCCACAUGAAGCGCCGCCAUCAAACUUCAACCCAGAUCCAUCAUAUAUUCCGACAUAUCGGAAAGCAGCAGGAGAAGGGGCAAAGGAUGGGCAACAAGACCCACAUCAUUAUCUUCCUCGCCCCAAGAUACAAAUACUCACCCCAGGACACGGCGAGUAUCCGCGUCUCCUCCAUGCCACUCUACGGUCCUCAAGCUGCAUUUUCCUAUGCACGCAAUCUCCAACACCUUUGUUCCCCGCAGCCAUUCUCACAAAUCCCGAAGGCAGAAAGAAAGGUCGCUACAUAGCAGCCAUUGGCUCCCUUUCCCCUCACAGCACAGAACUCCACUCAGAUAUAAUCAAACAAAACGUAGCACCUGAGCACGGCCACCGACAUUUCCACAAACAUGCGCAACAAGGAGGCGCGAUAGUGGUGGACAGCGUGGACAGAUGCCUAAAGGAAGCUGGAGAGAUUGUGCAAGCAGGUUUGGGUCCGGAACAAGUCGUCGAGAUAGGCGAGCUAGUCAUGUUGAAGCGGGAUGCGGAGAGGAGAAGGAGAGAAUGUAUGGCUGGCAAGGGUAUAGAGGCCGAGGGGCUGGAUGUGGGUGGCGUGGAAUUGGGUGAAUGCGAGAUGAACAAAAACGAAAAGAAGAAGGCGGGCAAAGGCGGUAGUAAAGAGAAGGAGAAGCAUCGUGAGAGCGAGGACAAGGCGCAUAAGAGUCUGAUUGAGUGGUUGGUCAAGGGUAAUGUGAUAUACAAGAGCGUUGGACUGGGCCUCACGGAUGUUGUAGUGGGUGGAGAUCUUGUCCGAAUAGCGGAUGAGCGCAGUAUCGGCACGAGGAUCGAGAACUUUUAG
This is a messenger RNA of Alternaria burnsii, 7467 nucleotides long. RefSeq lists its product as uncharacterized. NCBI's taxonomy places the organism in Eukaryota, Fungi, Ascomycota, Dothideomycetes, Pleosporales, Pleosporaceae. The transcript has 5 exons. Gene Ontology annotation, cellular component: nucleus; cytosol. Gene Ontology annotation, biological process: proteasomal ubiquitin-independent protein catabolic process. Bases 1 to 7467 code for a protein of 2488 amino acids. Gene Ontology annotation, molecular function: proteasome binding; peptidase activator activity. The record is from RefSeq and is a predicted model, not a curated record.